This is a messenger RNA of Xenopus laevis (African clawed frog), 1196 nucleotides long. RefSeq names its product chromosome 2 open reading frame 50 L homeolog (gene cimip5.L). NCBI's taxonomy places the organism in Eukaryota, Metazoa, Chordata, Amphibia, Anura, Pipidae. The transcript is spliced from 3 exons. The record is from RefSeq and is a predicted model, not a curated record. Bases 270 to 746 code for a protein of 158 amino acids.
GAAUAUUCAUGAGCUCAGCCCUAGAUCUGGUUUCCAAGGGAGAUAGUAAACAGACUGGGGAUAUGUGUGUGCCUCCGUCUCUUCUACUUACUGCACCUCCAGCAACACAAGACUAGAAGUCAGAACUCAGCCAAAGCUUUGCACAGAGUCAGUAUCUGGGUGAAAUCUGAGGAAAUGUGCAGAGAAUAAAACAUCUUUCUCCUGAUGUACUGAGGGGCAAAAUAUACUUUUUUAAAGUGUAACUGCCCCAGUGGCUACAAGGAGUGGAGAUGGACAGCCGGCAUGAUGCUAUACAGAGGAGCACCUCAGCAGGGUACAGACUGCCAGACAGAGGGACGGCAAAGCAACUUGCUUCAACCUCCUCUGUCUCCUUUAACAAGUCUGUUCCAGGGGCCCAGCCCAACCCUCAGCCGAGUGCCAAGGAGAAGGAGAAGCGCUGCUGGGAGGAUACCGUGAGGCACGACCAAGUUUGGCGGGAAUUUGUGGAAGCUGAGAGAAGAGGUGGGAAACGCUGGCAUGAGAAUUGGGGAUUUCUGAAAGAGUAUGAUUCAUUGGGAAAUAAAAAAGAAGUAGAAGAGUUGCCUAAAGAAGUGCCUGUUUUUUCUGACCGAGUACCCAACACCACGAACCAGGCUAUCGGGAGUCGGAUGAACACCGAGCUGGGGAAGACUCUGGUCCAUAUGGAUUAUUUUCUCACGGGGGGGAACCAAAAGAAGAAGCUUGGAAGUGAAUUGCUGCCCAGCUAGGAACCCACUUACAGACAUAAUGGACUCUUCCCUAGUACAAUACAAAGAUGAAAGAAAGAGAGAUAUACGAGCCCCAGGAGAGUUUUCUGCUACACCAGGACAAGGGAUACAAACCAGGAAGUGAUAAAAGGGGUUGUUUGCCUUUAAAUGAACUUUCAGUAUGAUGUAGAGAGUGAUAUUCUGAGACAAUUUGCAAUUGGCUUUAAUUUUUUAUUAUUUGGGGUUUUUGAGUUAUUCAGCUUUCUAUUCAGUAGCUCUCAAGUUUGCAAUUUCUGGUUGCUAGGGUCCAAUUUAACCUAGCAGCCAAUCAUUGAUCUGAAUAACAGACUGGCAUAUGAAUCGUAGAAGGACUCAAUAGAAAGAUGAGUAAUAAAAAGUAGCAAUAACAAUACAUGUGUAGCCUUACAGAGCAUUUGUUUUUUAGAUGGGGUCAGUGACCCCCGCUUGAAA